UGUUUUUAGCCUAAAGAUAAAACUCUGAUAAUCGUUGCUCAAAGCUCACUAGCAGAAAAGCUGCUGAAAAAAUUCAUGGAUUCAUUUGGGAAAAAUUGAGCUGACGUUAAUGAAGAAUGUGUUUCUCAGCAGCUUUGGCGCUUCCAUUACUUCCAAAUCUCGAGAAAAGUUCAGCAAAUUGUAUCUCAAAUUGUAGUCGAAAGGAUGAAGAUUCAAAUAAGGGUCAAUCGGUGAAACUGACAUUACCAGCUUAUAAAUGGCGAUUAGUUAUUGCUUACGACGGUACCAGAUUUUCAGGAUGGCAGUAUCAGCAGUCGACACCAACUGUACAGUGCAUUUUGGAAGAAGCUCUGACUAAAAAAACGAAAAUAAACCGUAAAGAACUUUGUGUAGUUGGUGCGAGCCGGACAGAUGCAGGAGUUCAUGCAUGGGGUCAGGUGGCACAUUUCAUUACACCUUUCAACUAUGAAACACUAGACGGCGUUCAUAGAGCUAUAAAUGGUCUUCUUCCUUCUGACAUCAGAGUUAGAGAAUUUAGCCCUGCAGGACCUGAGUUUCAUGCGCGUUUCUCUGUUACAAGCAAGAUAUAUUGCUACCAAGUAUAUAAUUCCACUAUCCUGGACCCAUUCUUGAGGCACUAUGCUUACCAUAGUGAGUAUAAACUCAAUGCUGAUGUCAUGAGAGAUGCCGCAAAGCAUUUCGUGGGGAAACAUGACUUUUCUGCCUUUGCCAAUACAUCACGAAAUGACCGGGUGCCAAAUCCAGUGAAGACGAUAUUGCGCUUUGAUGUUGUUGAAAAGGGACCUCUUUUGCGGCUAGAAGUUGAAGGUUCUGGUUUCCUAUAUAGACAAGUUCGGAACAUGGUCGCUUUGUUGCUUCAAGUUGGACGGCAAGCAGUUCCACCAGAUAUUGUUGUUAGGAUUUUGGAAUCUCGUGAUAGGAAGGAACUUGCUAAGUAUACCUUGUUACUUCCACCUCAUGGACUCAGUCUCGAGACUGUCAAGUAUAAUGAAGAACAUCUCAUACUUCCAACAGAUUCCCCAGCUAGUAGCUUUGGUAGGCACCAUAGUAUAAGCAAAUGUAAGGUGCUAUUCAUUUGACUAGCUGAGAAUCGAACAAAGAAGGAAUGCAGAAUGGGUUCUGCCCUUCUUUGAUAGAUACUCAUUCGUGAAAAGAAUUUUGCGCCAGUUAUAUGUAUCCGUUUUUUUCUUAAUGGUACUUUUUAUGGUUGCUGCAAAUAUUGAUGAAAACCAAGUCAAGAUUUCAGCACUUCCAGUCUUGGUAACUAUUGCUUGAAUGCAUGGCAAUAGACAAGAGUGCCAACCACUCAAUACUAUCUCGCGCUCUGCGUGCUCGUCUUGCAAUGCUUGGGGUCGUGUUAUCUGUGGUUGCUAUUAUUCCGUAGAUACAUCUGAACAAGCGUCGUGUCCUGGAUUAGGUGUGAUUUCCUGUUAUUGAGUUAAAAUUGCAUUUAUCUCUGAUCUUUUAUAGGUACAAUAGUGCACUUCCCUGCAAAUGGAAGUAUUAUCAUUUGGUGAUUGUCUUGUCUGUUGUUUUUGUAUCUGAAUUUUGUUUCUUGAAUAGCUUAACAAAGCUUGAAGCUUCUAUCACAGGAUCUGGCAUUUUAA
Molecule: messenger RNA, 1628 nt
Organism: Solanum lycopersicum (tomato)
Lineage: Eukaryota; Viridiplantae; Streptophyta; Magnoliopsida; Solanales; Solanaceae
Biological process (GO): tRNA pseudouridine synthesis
Molecular function (GO): pseudouridine synthase activity; RNA binding
Source: RefSeq, a predicted model, not a curated record